This is a messenger RNA of Penicillium canariense, 462 nucleotides long. RefSeq lists its product as uncharacterized. The transcript is spliced from 3 exons. Lineage: Eukaryota; Fungi; Ascomycota; Eurotiomycetes; Eurotiales; Aspergillaceae. The record is from RefSeq and is a predicted model, not a curated record. The annotation marks the transcript as partial.
CUACCAUUAUCGAACCUCCGACCGGUAACCCGGCAAAGCGCUAGGCAAAACGAUCGCGGAAAUCCAGCGUCAGAACCUAUUAGCGAAACUAGCAAUAUCGCUGUAUCUGGCCUAGAGUCAUCUAAAAAUACGAUAACUACGGAUAUCGACCGAAUCUAUACAGAAACAAGACAGAUUCGGGAGCACCUUCAGACACAAGUCUUAGACCUAGACGGUCGCGAGUCAUCCCCGAAAAGCCACUCUUCCGCUAAUAAAGGAAGAAAUAAUAUCAGAAUCAAAAACAUUCCAGUCUUCACUUAUAAAUUUACUAUACAACAACGUCAAGACUGGCUUAACGACCAAGAAUUCACCUUUAAGAUAUCUCUAAAGCGUUUUAAGACCGACUAUAAACGUAUUCUUAAAGCGUACCGUUACACUAAGGGAAAGGACCCGAUUAAACGACGAAACGUUAAAAACUCCUAG